This is a messenger RNA of Laetiporus sulphureus 93-53, 1212 nucleotides long. RefSeq names its product aldolase. The record is from RefSeq and is a predicted model, not a curated record. Bases 61 to 1089 code for a protein of 342 amino acids. Gene Ontology annotation, cellular component: intracellular anatomical structure. Gene Ontology annotation, molecular function: transaldolase activity. Gene Ontology annotation, biological process: carbohydrate metabolic process; pentose-phosphate shunt, non-oxidative branch. Lineage: Eukaryota; Fungi; Basidiomycota; Agaricomycetes; Polyporales; Laetiporaceae. The transcript is spliced from 7 exons.
AGGUCCGCUGCAGUAUUCACACUUUGAUUUCCCAUCCUACGAUCUUCAUACCGUGCAGACAUGACCGCUGGCAACCUCUUGACUUACAUCCGCGCCCAAGUGGCUGUCGAUGUGGACUCUAUGGAUCCGGCGGUUGCAGCCCGUCACACGACGGAGACGGUCAAGUUCUGCGACAUGACGUCCAACCAAGCCAUCGUCUAUGUUGAAGCAGCCAAGCAAGACCGCGCUUCGCUUCUAAAGGCGGCGUGCGCACAGGCUCAAGCAAGCGGAGUUGACGGAGAGCAACAAGUCACAAAUGCUCUGGACAUCUUGACCGUCCUCCUGGCGAAGGAAGUCUAUCCAUACUUAACCGGUCGUGUACACACCGAAACUUCCCCGUCGGCCGCCUACAAUACGGAAGAGACGAUCGCACAUGCUAAGAGACUGGUAGCUCUCUUUGAGGCCAACGGCAUUCCGAAAUCACGAGUAUGCAUCAAAAUUCCUGCCACACCGGAAUCAAUCGUUGCCUGUCAACACCUCGAAACGAUCGGUAUCAGUACCCUCGCAACUUGUCUGUUCUCGGUCCCGCAAGCCGUUGCAGCGUCCCAAGCUGGAUGUCGAUACAUUGCGCCGUAUCUCAAUCAGCUUCGCGUGCAUAUCCAACCCGAGUUAUGGAAGGAAUACAAGGACACGGCUAACGAGCACCCUGGGGCUCGCAUCAUUGCGUCGAUCGUGAACGUUUACAAAAGCAUCGGUUCCAAAACGCUCGUCAUGCCCGCCAGCAUCGUCACCUCCACCGAGGCAGUUGCGCUGGUGUCUCUACAUCCGGACCACCUGACGCUGUCAGGAGCAGUCCUCGACCAGCUCAUCGCAACCGAGCAAACAGCAUCAACGCCGAAUGAUCCCAAGCCCCACCACCCGGAGGUCGGUCUCAACGCAGACUCCUCGAUCAUCGAGACGGAUUUCCUCGCGAACGGCGCGGAUGCGCUCCGGGCGGCAUUGUCGGUGGAUGCUGAGUCGACGCGCAAUUUGGCCGAUGCUCUCAAGAUAUUCGACGAGAUGGAGCAGAAGACGAAGGAGCUGAUCCGCAAAGAGCUGAACCUCGUUUGAGUGGAUCUAUUUGCUUGAGAGCCUAAAUAAGGAUGUAUAACCAGUUUGUACCAUGUAUUCUUGGUUUCGACCCGAACACAAAUUACAGUGUAUAUACCAAUAAUGCAGUCGAGAGACCAUCAC